Molecule: messenger RNA, 513 nt
Organism: Suillus subalutaceus
Lineage: Eukaryota; Fungi; Basidiomycota; Agaricomycetes; Boletales; Suillaceae
Product: protein-tyrosine phosphatase-like protein
Exons: 1
Coding region: 1-513 (170 amino acids)
Biological process (GO): protein dephosphorylation
Molecular function (GO): protein tyrosine/serine/threonine phosphatase activity
Source: RefSeq, a predicted model, not a curated record
AUGCACAGCAAACGUAAUGCUGCAGUAUUGGCAGUUCCACCUUAUAUCUUCCUUGGACCUUAUACGUCUGCAUCGAGAUCUUUCAUCGAUUCAGCAGGCAUUACCCACAUCAUCAGCAUCGGUAGGGCGCCUGUUUGUCCCAACCACCCUCAUGUCCAAUACUACCGCCUGCAACUUUUGGACAAGGAUAUAUCCUCCAUCUAUACGGCUAUUGAUAGAGCCAACCAGGUCAUCGCUGAUGCUAGGAACAGCGGAGGGAAGGUUCUCGUGCACUGCGUCGCAGGGGUGUCCCGCUCUCCGACGAUUAUCGCAGCAUACCUCAUCUCGAGAUGUUCUAUGUCGCUGAAGGACGCACUUGGGCUGCUCGUGCGCGCGAGGCCUGUGGUGUGUCCGAGACCAGGGUUUAUCGCGAAGUUAAAGGAUCUAGAGAUAAGGGUGAGGGGACAUAGUUCACUCGAUGUGGACGUUCUUCCCGGCUCGAAGGAGGCGCGCUUGGUGCUCCUCGGUGGUUGA